Messenger RNA from Heterobilharzia americana, 453 nucleotides. The record is from the annotation of a GenBank genome assembly. NCBI's taxonomy places the organism in Eukaryota, Metazoa, Platyhelminthes, Trematoda, Strigeidida, Schistosomatidae.
AUGCCUAAACAGAAUACUACUACUACUACUACUACUACUACUACUACUACUACUACUACUACUACUACUACUACUACUACUACUACUACUACUACUACUACUACCACUACUACUACUACUACUACUACUACUACCACUACUACUACUACUACUACUACUACUACUACUACUACUACUACCACUACUACUACCACUACUACUACCACUACUACUACCACUACUACUACCACUACUACUACUACUACUACUACUACUACUACUACUACUACUACUACUACUACUACUACUACUACUACUACUACUACUACUACCACUACUACCACUACUACUACCACUACUACUACCACUACUACUACCACUACUACUACCACUACUACUACCACUACUACUACCACUACUACUACUACUACUACUACUACUACUACUACUACUACAGCAUUGCUCAUAUAUCAA